This is a messenger RNA of Mirounga angustirostris (Northern elephant seal), 3926 nucleotides long. RefSeq names its product four and a half LIM domains 5 (gene FHL5). Bases 1279 to 2133 code for a protein of 284 amino acids. Gene Ontology annotation, biological process: positive regulation of transcription by RNA polymerase II. The transcript has 6 exons. Gene Ontology annotation, cellular component: Z disc; nucleus. The record is from RefSeq and is a predicted model, not a curated record. NCBI's taxonomy places the organism in Eukaryota, Metazoa, Chordata, Mammalia, Carnivora, Phocidae. Gene Ontology annotation, molecular function: transcription coactivator activity.
UCCUAUCUUCUUUCGUACAGCUUUCUUUGUUAGGAAGUGAUUAAGAGCAAACCAUUGGAUCUGCUCUCCUGGACACAGAAUUAUUCCCUGAGUAUUUAAAAAUAUUAAUGUUAGGGAUAAAGAAGAGGAAAAAGGGCAGAAUGAUGUUUAGAAAAGAAUAAGGUUAGGUAAAAAGUGAUUUGAUUAGAGAAAUUCUUUCGCUUCUCUUGCCUGCCCCCACCACAUUUAGAACUGCUUGUAUUAAGAGUUCAAAUAGCUUUAAGAAGCUUUAGUUUCAAGGUCUUCUUUAAUCCUGAAUGUACCCAAAUUUGUUUCCCAAGACUCACCAUUUCCCAACUUCAGAAGAGAUCCUGCGCCAUUCUCCCAUUUGUCUUUUCCCCUUCCUUUCCUGCCAAAUCAGGAUUGAUCCUCCCUCCCUCACUUCUUUCCUUCCUUCCUGAGUUCCCACGGCUUACCUUCCUUAAAGUCUUCCCAGGAAGGUCUCCUGAUACUGUAGCUCCUCACCCUCUUUUCUAUUAGUUCCCUAAGGAUUCCAUGGUUCCAGUAGAAUAUGUAUCACGUAUAUGGUUAUAACACCUCUAUUUGGAUGGGUUCACAUAUCCACAGGUAAAUGAGAGACUUCAUGAAAAUGAGGGCUGAAUUUCUGAGUGUAUUUUCCCCAACCAAGAAUAAGAAGGUGAACAUUUAGUUUGUUCUCUUAGCUCAAAUUAUGUUCACUAUUACCAAGGUAAGAGUUAAACUAAGAGAAUCCAGACUUCUGGAGGGCAGGGAGUUCAAAUAUUACAGACUAGAUACCUAGACUAAAGGCCUUGUCUCACUGUAUAGUUCUAUAAAAUGCAAAAUCACAAGGUUUUGAGAUGUUGAAAUGACUGUUCCCACCCAACCCAACUGUCCAAUGCUGCUUUAAGAAAAAAAAAAAGAAAAACAAAAUAAGAAGUAACUUUCCUCAAAAAAAAAUAAUAAAAUAUGGUCCAUUUUGUUAAGAAUUUUCUAUGGAGCAAGGCCUAUUAUGUGGCUAGGAUGGGGAUACUUAUCUAGACAAGUAUUUAUAUUUAUUGAUUACAUAUUUUGAUAUCAAUAUGUAUAUAUUUAUAAAAUAAAUAAGAUAUAGGUCUUGCAAUGUUGUGUUUAAAGUGCUGAAACACUACCAGUUUUGUAAUCCCCUCAGUUGCUUCUUCGUUUUAUAAGAUACUAAAAGCCUCACCAAAUGGAAGUAGACUGGGAGUUCCCUUGCUCCAUGAUGCUAUUAUGUACAGCUAACUCCAAGACUGAACCAAAAUGACAGCUGCUCAAUUUGAUUGUCAAUACUGCACAGCAUCACUUCUUGGGAAGAAGUAUGUACUAAAGAAUGACAAUCCAUAUUGUGUUUCAUGUUACGAUCGUAUCUUUUCUAACUAUUGUGAAGAGUGCAAAGAACCAAUCGAAUCAGAUUCCAAGGAUCUUUGUUACAAAGGCCGACACUGGCAUGAAGCAUGCUUCAAUUGCGCCAAAUGCAAUCACUCUUUGGUGGAAAAGCCUUUUGCUGCCAAGGAUGAACGCCUGCUGUGCUCGGAGUGCUAUUCUAACGAGUGCUCCUCCAAGUGCUUCCACUGCAAGAAGACCAUCAUGCCUGGUUCCCGCAAAAUGGAAUUUAAGGGAAACUACUGGCAUGAAACCUGUUUUGUGUGUGACCAUUGCCGACAGCCAAUAGGAACUAAGCCUUUGAUUUCCAAAGAGAGUGGCAAUUACUGUGUGCCAUGUUUUGAGAAGGAGUUUGCUCACUACUGCAGCUUUUGUAAGAAGGUGAUAACUUCAGGUGGGAUAACGUUUCAUGACCAACCAUGGCAUAAAGAGUGUUUUCUGUGCAGUGGCUGUAGGAAAGAGCUCUGCGAAGAAGAGUUUAUGUCCAGAGAUGAUUAUCCAUUCUGUUUGGACUGCUACAACCAUCUUUAUGCCAAAAAGUGUGCAGCCUGCACCAAACCCAUUACUGGUCUCAGAGGUGCCAAGUUUAUCUGCUUUCAAGACCACCAGUGGCACAGUGAAUGCUUUAACUGUGGCAAGUGCUCGGUCUCCUUGGUGGGGGAAGGCUUCCUGACCCAGAACAAGGAAAUCUUCUGCCGCAAGUGUGGCUCUGGAUUGGACACUGACAUCUAGAGGGAGGCAGUCUUUCCUCACCUGAAAUCCACCUUGCUUGUGUUCUCACUAAAUCCAGAAUGUGCUUGAAGUAGUAUUUCUGAUAUACAUUUUAGCAAAUAUUAAUGUAGAGUUUAUAGUAGAAGGAUUUUUGCACACAUUCUGAUUGAACUAUAUCGUAAGAGCUCAGAAAAAGCACAGUCGAACAGGAAUGAAUAUAUCCUAACUCACAAAGGCAUCUCUCCUUGCAAAACACUGCACUCUACUGUUAAAAACAUAAGAAAAUAUCUCCUUAUGGUAAUCAAACACAUGACCUAUACCUAGAAGUCACGGAUAUUAUUAUCGAAGAGUGAUGUUUUUCAAAACUGCAGAGUAAAAAAGGAAAUUAAGAGAUUAAAUUGACAGGCACACGUGAAGCUAAUGUUUGCAUUCCUAUCUAGCUAGUGAUAUAUAAUAUGAUAGAUUGGCUAUUCAUGGUAGAAGAACAAAACUGAUCAGGGAAAACUGAUUAGUAAUCAUCCUAUUUGAGAAUUCUGUCACUUUAUCAUUCUUUUAUUCACACAUACUGACUUUGGAGUUGCAAAACAAAGCUGCAAUUUACCCUCAUCUACACUGUUUCCACAGCUGGUUGGUUCCAUGUUUAACAAAUGGAAACAAGAAUUUGGACACUAUGGCUCUCAUACUCUGCAUGGGUAUAAAGGGGUCCUCUCUACCUAGGGAUAGUCCCAGCCUAGGUUUCAACAUAUGUUAUAUUAAAUGCAUUUUCAAAGCCUACAGUGAUUUUUCUAAAUACUUACAGAUUCCAUGAGAGAGAAGUCUCUUCUCUUUCAUUCCAUGGAAGUGAAGCCUCUUCCUUCAAAUCAGCUAACCUUUAAAGGCAAACCUUUAAAGUAAAUAGAUCAUUAAGUCAUCACUUGUGGAAAUGAGUUUUAGGGAAGGGAUUGAGCGAUGGAACAUGACUUUCAUCCAGAUAUCUAAAGGCAUAAUAGAAUGCAUAAUUAACUCUGAGCUUCAUGCAUUUUGCCUUCUAAAAUUACACAGAUGAUUAAUGGGAAGACAUAAAAGUGGGCUUUAACGAAAUCUAGUAAUAAUAAGAAGUGAGAAAGAAUAAUUCACUGCUGUUAAUUCAGGACCUGCAAAGCAGUACAAUACAGCAAUGUGGGCUGUAGAUGAGCCCUCCCCACUGUUGCUCCAUACCUGGGCCACCCACCUCACCCCAUGCCAACCAUGUCCCAAGAAUUCCAAUCUCCCGCAUGGCCCAGAGGUGCACUUCCAACCCUGAGCAGCCAUUUUACAAAUAAGUCAGUGUUUAUUGGUCACAAGAGAAGUAACAGCCUUUAGUGAAAAGUCUAUUACCAUAUGCGUAUCUUUCUAUCAAACAUCAACUGAUGAUGGCCCUACCCAGCUGCUCCUGGGCAAUAUUUUCCACAUUAUGAGGGACAAAUGAAAGGCAACCUCUUUUCUCCAUGGCCAGUUAUUGUCCUUAUUAUAGUGUCACUUAGCUGGAGUAGAGGGAGGUCAGGAGAAGAAACACACGCAGACAUAACAUUUUUAAAGUGUCUACUUCUCAGAUUACCGCAUAGCAGUAAAGGUUCUGAUUGAAAUCUAAUUAUAUGAUGUAGCUGAUUACAAUGAUUAAAAUAGUAUCACAGGAGAUGCAAUUUAAAUUGUUAUGGGAACACAAUUUUUGAGAUAGUUCCAAAUGCAAGGACGUUUGGAGAUGCUAACAAUUUAGAACUGGUAGUAAAAGGUCAGGCUACAAAGGCUAUUUGAAAGAUAUUAACUAUCUUUUUUUUUUUUUUUGUAGUAACAAC